Anopheles merus is the source of this 3736-nucleotide messenger RNA. RefSeq lists its product as uncharacterized. The transcript has 3 exons. NCBI's taxonomy places the organism in Eukaryota, Metazoa, Arthropoda, Insecta, Diptera, Culicidae. The record is from RefSeq and is a predicted model, not a curated record. The annotation marks the transcript as partial.
AUGGAGAAGAAGUUGAAAUCGGUGCAACUGAAAAGGCAUCAAGCGGUCGAAUUGGUGAAAAGUAUAGAACAGUUUACGAUCGGCUACGUCGAGGAAAAUGCCAGUGAAAUACCAGUGUGUUUGGAACAACUAGAAAGGUAUUAUGAGGACUUCCUACAUGCAAAUGCGAAAGUGAUGGAACUCGAUGAGGAGGCCACAGAUGCGAGUGUAACUGAGCGGUGUGAUAUGGAUACACGGUAUCGUCGCGUUAAGGGCUUUCUUCUACGAAAGCAACCACCUCCUACGGCCGCGCAAAAUAUGUCGAAUGAGUCGAUGCUAUUAGCGAGCUCGACUCUCAAUAGUUCGGGACGAUCAGGUGCAGUAAAUUUGCGGCUUCCAAAAAUCGAAUUGCCUACGUUCGAUGGCGAUUCCACCAAGUGGUUAACGUUCCGCGACCGAUUUGUGGCGAUGAUCGACAGUGCCAGUGAGAUACCGAAUAUAAUGAAGCUGCAGUAUCUGCUGUCCUCCUUGAAGGGCGAGGUUGGUUUGCUUUUCGAGCACACCACAUUGACAGCAGACAAUUACGAGGUGACGUGGGCUGCCUUGCUGAAGCGGUACGAUAAUCCACGUACGCUGAUCCGGGAGUACUAUCGGAAAAUUCAUCACCUGCCGGCCGUGAGCUGUGACAACGUGGACGAUUUGGCGCUGCUCGUCGAUGAAUUCACGCGGCAUGUGAACGGGCUGAAGAAGCUCGACGAACCGGUGGACACCUGGGACACGCCGCUCGCCAACCUGCUUCUGAUGAAGCUGGAUUCGUCGACCAUUCUGGCAUGGGAGAACCACUCAGCACAACAUAAAAAAGAUAAGUACAAGGAAUUAGUAGACUUUUUGCAAGAUCGUGUACGAAUAUUAAAAUCAUCGUGCGAGUUUUCCAAUAACGGUGACGGCAGUUUGAGAAUGGUGGCCGGCAACAGAAGGGUCUCCGACCAUAGGCCGAGCAUUGUGGGCAAUGCUGCAACUGCAAGGAGAACUUCGCCGAAUGUUUCAGCUCAACAGUGUGUUUUGGGUUGUGCAGAGCUUCACAAUCUGCGCAAUUGUCCUGCAUUCUUGCGAAAGGACGUACAGCAACGCCGUGAAGUAGCCACCCGUGAGCGACUGUGUUGGAACUGCCUCAAUCGCAGUCAUCAUGUGAGGGAUUGUCGUUCCGCGUUUAAAUGCACUACGUGCAACGCACGCCAUCACUCCUUGCUGCACGUAACGCCAAUUGUCACAAUGGUUGCGCAGUCGGAUGAUGAAGUGGUUCUGCUGGAAACAGUCCAACUACAACUGGUAGAUGAUCAUGGCAAUAAACAUACAGCACGAGCACUGUUAGAUUCCGGAUCGAUGUGCAACUUUAUCUCCGAAUCUAUGGCCCAUCGACUGUUGACACCGCUGUCCAAAGUAAGCAUUGCUGUAUCGGGUAUAGGGCAAAUCAAACAGCACGUAAAGGGUUCCAUCACAGCGACCGUUCGAUCGCUAGGAGAAGACUUCCAUUCGUCAAUGGAAUUUCUAGUGCUCAAGACUCCGUCAGCUGAAAUUCCAACCAUUCCCUUAAACAUUGCGAAAUGGAACAUCCCAAACGUACAGUUGGCAGACUCGUCUUUCCACGUUCCGGGAAAGGUCGAUGUUGUAAUUGGUGGAAACACGUUCUGGGAGAUACAUACUGGAAGGAAACAGUCAUUGGGUAACGGAAGGCCAUGGCUGAUAGAAACUGCGUUUGGAUGGGCGGUCUCGGGGAAUACUUCCCAACUUGCUGGCCCCAAUCUACGAUUGUGUCACACGGCCGCCAACGAAGGUGCCAUCGAACGCUUGCUCCAGCGGUUUUGGGAGGCUGAGAGUAUUAUGGAAGGUCCUGCCUUGUCAAUUGAGGAGGACAUGUGCGAAAAACAUUACGUAGCUACCACGAGCCGUAAUGCACAAGAUCGCUACAUUGUGUCUUUGCCGCGAAGCCCCAAACCUGAAAGAACGCUGGGUUUGUCAAAAGAGAUAGCAGAUAAUCGUUUACUGGGUGUAGAACGUCGACUGAAGGCCAACCCUGAAAUGGAAAGGGAAUAUAUUAAAUUUAUGAGAGAGUAUGAGUCGUUGGGACACAUGAUCAAACUCACGGAACCCGUUGAUGACAACAAACCACAUUGCUACAUUCCUCAUCACGCGGUAGUCAAAGAGACCAGUACAACAACCAAGGUGCGUGUUGUUUUUGAUGCAUCCUGCAAAACAACAUCUGGCUACUCGCUAAACGAUACUCUGCUGAUUGGUCCAACAGUGCAGGAUGAUCUGCUUACAAUCAUCCUACGCUUUCGAAAACACGCUGUCGCAAUAGUGGCAGACGUAGAGAAAAUGUACCGGCAGAUUCGUCAUUGUGAAAACGAUCGAAAUCUAUUGCGCAUACGUUACCGUGAAUGUCCCUCCGAUCCCAUUUCCACGUAUGAGUUGCAAACGGUGACCUACGGUACCGCAACAGCACCAUUUCUAGCUACUCGAACGCUACAACAAAUUGCGCACGACCACAAACAACAAUACCCUUUGGCAGCCGACCCAGUGCUACAUGACUUUUAUGUGGAUGAUUUGUUGACUGGAGCAGAAGAUGUAGUAGAGGCCGUUGGAAUGCGAACGCAAAUUUCGCAAAUGCUUGAAUCGGCAGGUUUCCUCUUGAAGAAGUGGGCAUCUAACGUCUCCGAAGCGCUUGAAGGAGUUCCGAGCGACGAUCUAGCGAUCAAACCAGUUCUAGACUGGCAGGAAGAUCAAGCGAUUUCAACAUUGGGCUUGGUUUGGGAACCGUCUAACGACAUGCUACGGUUCAGAGUCGACCUUGCACGACCAGCUCAAGAGCUUACGCGAAGUUUGGUCUUGUCUUACACGGCCAGAAUCUUCGAUCCCCUGGGCCUACUAGGGCCAACGGUAAUACUUGCCAAAAUGUUUCUGCAGCGAUUAUGGGGGUUGAAGCAAGACGGCAAAACGCUUGAUUGGGAUCGCGCACUACCAAUGGACCUGCAAGAGGAAUGGAGAAAGCUGCACAAUACAAAUACCUGCAGCUACAUGUAUUCGCUGAUGCUUCACAAGGAGCAUAUGGAGCAUGCUGCUAUGUACGAGCAGUAUCCGCAAGAGGCAUCCAGGGUGGCACAAAUACAGGAAGAAACGCGUAUCUCCAGCUGGCGUCAUGUUCCUGGAGUUGAUAACCCGGCGGAUGACAUCUCGCGCGGGCUGAGUCCGGAAGAAUUGCUGCAGUGUACACGUUGGUGGCAUGGACCGAGUUGGCUGUCCUACGGACAAGAGAAGUGGCCCCAUGAUCAACCGGCGAUGAAGGAAGGCGAGGCUGACAUCGAAGAGCGACUGGCAGUCUCACACAUUGUCACUACAUCUACGAUGUGUGAUUUUAGCAACAUACUGUUCGCCAAAUACUCAAGGUAUGGCAAGUUAAGGAGAGUUGUGGCUUUCUGCUUGCGGUUCAUCACAACGCUUAAGGCAACCAAGGCAUCAUCGUGCAAGCGCGUUAAGGUAAAGGCGGACAUCAAGACGUUGCUGCACUCCGUUCCACCGCUUACAGCAGAGGAGCUACAGCAAGCCGAGCUGCGUUUGUGCCAGCUAGCACAACAGGAGUCGUUCGCGGAAGAGCUGGUCGAUCUACAACGAGGGAAGCAGGUUAGUGCGAGAUCAAAGCUGAAGUGGUUGUCCCCAUACAUCGACGCACAGGGUGUGUUACGUGUCGGUGGCCGGCUAG